Molecule: messenger RNA, 660 nt
Organism: Heterobilharzia americana
Lineage: Eukaryota; Metazoa; Platyhelminthes; Trematoda; Strigeidida; Schistosomatidae
Source: the annotation of a GenBank genome assembly
UGAUGUUGCAUGUUGGAUGUCGAAACAGGGUUACUGGGCAUGGCGCAUCUGUUGAAAUCUCUUCGAACCAGGCGGCUUCAUUCGACAAUUAAUUACUCAGCUGGAGGUUUGUUUAGAGCCAGACGUCGGCUACCUCCCAGUGGCAAUGAAUGGGGACCUCUGACUGAUAUACCGGACUAUACUAUCAUAGAAAAGCCAAAUCCUCGAUUCACCAGUGUAGGUCAAUGUAGACGUGCUAUUGAGCAGUAUAAUUUCGCUAAUGAUGUAGUCCGCUUGACUUCUGAAAUGAAACAAACUCAGGAAAGAUAUAUAGAGAAUAAAAAGUUUGAGCGUGAAAUUGUGGACAAGUUAAAGAAAGAGUGUCUCAAGCCAAAAGGAAACAAAGACAUACCCGAAAGUUGAUGUGUGUUUAUAAAUACAAAUUCAUAUAGGAAUGAAAUAUAUGUACCUGAUAUCCGUGCAUGGUUCACUUUCACUUGGUUCUUCAAAAAACUCUACUAAUCGUUAUAAUGAGUCUUGUAGUCAAGUUAGAAUCCUAAUGAUUUUCAAUCCCUACACACUAGGAAUUCUUGCUACUUGACAACAGUAUCAAGUUAUGAUAGAAGUUGUAUGGAGAUUUUCGUGUAAGCUAAAACUGGUUUUAAUGAUGAUAUUUGAAGC